Molecule: messenger RNA, 114 nt
Organism: Anisakis simplex (herring worm)
Lineage: Eukaryota; Metazoa; Nematoda; Chromadorea; Rhabditida; Anisakidae
Source: the annotation of a GenBank genome assembly
AGUCAAAUGCCAGUAGCAGAUCUACACGCACACAAUAGUCAACAAUCUCAAGUCCUUUUCUCAUACACUGUCAAUGAUGAUCUCAAUUGGAAAUGCGUUAUCUUGAUGUGUUAA